Molecule: messenger RNA, 519 nt
Organism: Lachancea dasiensis
Lineage: Eukaryota; Fungi; Ascomycota; Saccharomycetes; Saccharomycetales; Saccharomycetaceae
Source: the annotation of a GenBank genome assembly
AUGUUUUCCAAAUUGAUGUCUAGAGGACUGAUGCAAAGAUCAGCUGUUAGAUCGCUCCACUGCACUAACCAAAGAUCCUUCACUAUCCCUUUUAUCCCCAAAUUACCCCAAAACCCAGGUGGCGUCAAGGGCGACGUUAACGAAGCAUACGUUCCCCCUUCUUCCGACAAGCUGCACGGCUCCGUGCAUUGGGACUUUGAACGUUUCACUGCAGUCGCUCUCUUGCCGCUGGUAGGGAGCAGCUUGGCCGCUGGCGGAGACGUGAGUGUUGUUGCUGACUCCUUGCUAGCAACGACACUUUUGGGCCACUGUUACGUUGGGUUCCAAUCCUGCAUCAUUGAUUACAUCCCCUCCAGAGUUUACGGAAAAUACCACAACUAUGCCAUGUACAUGCUAACCCUCGGCUCGUUGUUUGCUGGUGUUGGUAUCUACAAGUUGGAGACUGAAGAAAAUGGCCUCAGCGGUGUUGUGCAAAAGCUAUGGACGGCUAGCACCCAUUCCGAAGGGGAGAAGAAGUAA